This is a messenger RNA of Ipomoea nil (Japanese morning glory), 2734 nucleotides long. Its product is annotated as BTB/POZ domain-containing protein At5g60050. The record is from RefSeq and is a predicted model, not a curated record. The transcript has 4 exons. Lineage: Eukaryota; Viridiplantae; Streptophyta; Magnoliopsida; Solanales; Convolvulaceae. The coding region runs from base 252 to 1793 and encodes 513 amino acids. Gene Ontology annotation, molecular function: protein binding.
AAGAAAAAAUGUAGUGCUCAGUGCUCACCACUAAUUGCUCCCGCCAUUUCCCCCUUUUUAUCUUCGAUGCCGGAGAUUAUGGCCCGCCAUUACAGAUUAAUUAAUUAUCAUUAUAGAUCGGAAGGCCAACCGGUCAAAACAUCACAUCACUUGAGUUCUUGAAAUUUUGGUUACUUUUCUUGGAUCACCGGCCAACCUCACCCACCCACUCCCCUCUCCGAGAAAGCUCAGAAGCUGCAUUUACUCCUCCAAUGGCGUCUGAUAACAAGUUAAAGAACAAUCAAGUAGUUUCUACUAUGAUCAAGCAAGGCUUCAUUUCUGACCCUUUCUUUUCUUCUCCUCCUCCUACUUCCCAUCAUCUUCCUGCCGCUAAACUCGCCGCCACCGCCGUUUCUCCGCCGCCGGCGUACACCCCUGCUUCGCCUCCGCCGGCUCCGCCCACCCAGACCCUCUUCGAUAUGAUGUCCAAGGAGCAGUCUCGCAACUUCCGGCAAUCCCCCGAGGCCCGCCACCGAGUCCAGGAGCGAAUCUCCCGGGUUUUGGCCCAUGCACCUUUCCAAAGCCCCAGCCGCGCCGAUGGUAAUUUUAUUGAUGGUUCUGGGAGUGGUGGUGAUGUUAAGCUGACGAUUGCGGCGCGUGAUGGGUGGCCCAAGGUUUCUAUGGACGUUCAUCGGAGGGUGCUGGCCGGCCGGAGCAGAUUCUUCGCGGAGAAGCUCCGGCGGAGCGGGUCGCACUCGGUGGAGAUCCUGGAUUGCGAUGACGUGGAGGUGUAUGUGAAGACUGUGGUGCUUAUGUAUUGUGAGGACUUGAAGAAGAAAUUGAUUGGUGAGGGUGUUUCUAAGGUCCUAGGGCUCCUAAAGGUAUCUUCAGCUAUCAUGUUCGAUGCCGGAAUAAUGGCUUGUUUGGAGUAUCUGGAGGCAGCUCCAUGGUCUUCAGACGAAGAGGAGAAAGUAAUAACUCUUCUGACUCAACUUCACCUUCCCGAUUCAGCAACCGAUUUGCUUCAUAGAGUAGUGCCCGAGCCUUCAACGUCUUCGGGAACUGAUGACGUCUUGCUGAGAUUGCUAAGCAGCGUUUUACAGGCCAAGGAUGACCGAGCCCGUAAAGAGAUGAAAAUUGUAAUUUCUCGGUUGCUUAGAGAAGACGUCCCUGACAAUACUAUUUCGAGGGACAUGCUCUAUAAUCUUUGUCACGGGUGUCUUAAUUCGUUAUUACUCUGUGCGUCCGAGGCAACGUGUGUGGAUGAAAGCGGGAAGGAUCGGGGAGUCGUGAUGGGGGAGAUAGCUCGCGAGGCGGAUAACGUUCAGUGGAUCGUUGAUAUCCUGAUUGAGAGGAAGAUGGGGGACGAAUUUGUGGACUUAUGGGCGGACCAAAAGGAGCUUGCGAGUCUUCAUUCCAAAAUUCCCACCAUGUAUAGACACGAAAUUAGCAGGAUCACGGCACAGCUCUGUGUGGCAAUUGGUCGAGGGCAUUUAUUGGUGCCAAAAGACGCACGAUUCUCUUUGUUAUCGACGUGGCUGGAAGCACUCUAUGAGGACUUCGGGUGGAUGAGGAGAGCGUGUAGAUCGAUCGAUAAGACGCUAGUCGAGGAUGGAUUGAGCCAAACGAUUCUUACCCUUCCGUUGCCCCAACAACAAGCAAUCAUGCUUAAUUGGUUCGACCGGUUUCUUAAUAAGGGCGACGAUUGCCCCAACAUUCAGAAAGCAUUUCAAGUCUGGUGGAGACGGGCUUUUAUUAAGCAGUAUGUGCCCGAGUCUCAGCUACAGAUAGCUCUUUGUGAUUACACAAAUUGAUGACCAAAUAAAGAUCCCGUGAAGAUUCCCCCGAUUCUUUAACUUGCUGCAGGCCUGGAAAAACCCGUUUUCGGGUUUUAAACCGCCACUAUCAUCAGUGCCAAAACUCACGAGAAUGGUUCCUCCUGCAUAGUUAGAGGUCUGGGUUUCGAAAUACUGUAUGAACUGAGAAACGCUUGUGCCCUUGGCAUAGGCGUAAAACUGGAAGUUGACAUAAUCGAUUAGAUGACCGUAUCUCUUCCAGAGUGCUAAGUAAUAAGGCUGCACACUGUCAUCAUCGUAUGGCGCUAUAGAUGUGUAUGAAACAACGUUGUUCUGUUUAAGGUAGAACAACAAUCUGCCAAUGCACUCCGCGAAUGUUUCAGGGUCUGAGUUGAAGUGUUCGUAGUCGAUAUCGACUCCAUCCAGGUUGGAAGAACACGAAUUUACCCCCAACAGAAUCCCCACCGAGGCUCAUUCCAACCUUGACGUUUGGAUGUUGGGAUUUGAUGGAAGAAAUUCGGGAUGGCGUGAGGUUUCCGGUGUCCCAGAACGGGCUGAAAACCCCGUUGGAGGGCUGUGGAGAUGAAACAUCAUGUGUGUAAUCAAUGGCGAAGGAAAGGAGGAAGUGAAAGUCGAGUUUCGGGUGGAUUGGCACAUCGGAAAAGGUGACAUUCUUGUCCUCUGCUCCGAUGUAUUCCCUGAAAAGAUUGGAUGAAUUUACUGACAGUGAUUGAAGAAGGAGGAGAGUGAAGAGGAAUUUGAAGGAGUCCAUGGUUUGCAGAAAGGUGCAAGGCAGGAUGAUGCAUUUAUGUUAACAAUUUUUGGACAGAUUAUUUGUGGAACAUAGUUUAUAUUCUUUGUGACUUUGGAUACUGAAAUAUAUAAAUCCGGCCGCCGGCAACUCCAGGCUAAAGGCUGUGUUUGGGCGGCAGACUGUGAUUGGUCGGCCGGCGAAUACA